Molecule: messenger RNA, 727 nt
Organism: Nerophis lumbriciformis (worm pipefish)
Lineage: Eukaryota; Metazoa; Chordata; Actinopteri; Syngnathiformes; Syngnathidae
Source: RefSeq, a predicted model, not a curated record
GGAGAACUAAUCCAUCCAACACGCAGGAUUUGAAUGAAAAUGUGGGCCCGCAAAGGUAAAAAGAAAGAAUACCUGACGGUGAAAGACCUGCAGAACAUUCUGGACACGUGCAAACUGCGCCUGGGUCAGAUCGAUGAGGUGUGGCCCAACAUUUACAUAGGUAACGUGUCAGUGGCUCAGACCAAGACGGCCUUGGUCCAGUUGGGGAUAACUCACGUCUUGAACGCCGCGCACUCCAAGAAAGGCAGCAUCGGGAACCAGGGCUUCUACGGCAAGGACUUUGAGUACUGCGGCAUUCCUGCCGACGACUCCACGCACUUUGACCUGGAUGUUUACUUCCGACCCGCCGCAGACUUCAUUCACAAAGGACUCAAGGCUCCCCACGGGAAAGUGCUGGUGCAUUGCAUCAUGGGAAUGAGCCGCUCCUCCACCCUGGUGCUGGCCUACCUCAUGAUCUACCAGCACUUGCCCCUGGAGCGGGCCCUGCAGCGGCUGGUGAAGAAGAGAGCCAUCUACCCCAACAGGAACUUCCUGGCUCUGCUGCUGGACUUGGACCUGCAGCUCACCAGGAAGAACAACAACACCUGUCAGAUCUUGUGACCCCACUACAACUAUAAAAACUAAUGUUCCAUCAGGGGUGGGCGAUCCAACACCGGCUGCAAGAGUGUCAUGGUGCUGAUGUACUGUAGUAUUUAUUCUACUUACUGUACAUCAUCAUUUAUCUUAA